This is a messenger RNA of Drosophila innubila, 852 nucleotides long. Its product is annotated as accessory gland protein Acp29AB-like. Lineage: Eukaryota; Metazoa; Arthropoda; Insecta; Diptera; Drosophilidae. Gene Ontology annotation, molecular function: signaling receptor activity. The transcript is spliced from 2 exons. The record is from RefSeq and is a predicted model, not a curated record. The coding region runs from base 41 to 787 and encodes 248 amino acids.
AAAUCUUUGUGACACAACGUAGAAAACAACUUGAACCGAAAUGAAAAUCAUUUUGAUUGGUCUUUUCAUUUCAAUCCUUGCAGUGCAAGGAUAUAAAGAGAAUUGUCGGGACACAAUGGAAAUUGAGCCAAAUUGUGGAAAUUAUUGUUUUAAAGCCGUAAAGCCUGUCCUGGACUAUACAAAGUUUAUCCAGACCCAAAUGGAAGACUUGAAGAAUAAACCGGAAUAUUUGGACAAGCUGGAGAAAUCUGAACAACAGAUAAGAGUCAAGAUUGAUGAACAAGAUAAAAAACUUGAAAAAUCAGAACGAAAAAUAGAAUCAAGGCUUGAAUUACAAGAUAAAAAUAUUGAACAGAAGCUUGAAGACUUACGCAGAUUGAUUGAAUCGAAAAAUGAUAGGCGGCCAUUUCGGAAAAUUGGCUCAAAAUAUUAUUAUAUUGAACAAUUGGAAAAUUUAAAUUGGUUCGAAGCUCUUCAUAAAUGUCUCACAUUAGGUGGACAUUUGGUUAGUAUAAAAAAUCUGUCUGAGUUUAACGCAAUUAUAGCUACACUGCAGCCUCACAAACAUUAUUGGAUUGACCUUAACGAUCUUGGUACUGAGGGAGUCUUUCUUUCGGUAGCCACCGGCCUUCAACCAACCUAUGUCAACUGGCAUCCACCAGGACCAGACAACUAUCGAAAUCUCGAGCACUGUGGCGAACUGUGGUGGCAUAACAAUAAGCACCUAAUGAAUGAUAAUCAGUGCAAUACAAAAAAAUUCUUUAUUUGUGAGCCUUAUAAUCAAUAAUAUAUAGUAUUCUAAUGAAAAUGUCUAUUGAGAAAUUUUAAAUAAACCAACAAGAUGCAUUCCAA